UAAAUUCUGUUGUCUAACAAUGAACUUGCAUUCUUCUGUAGUGAUUCAUGUUGACAUUGAUUACUUUUAUGCACAAGUUGAAGAAGUUUUGAAUCCAAAUUUAAAGGACAAGCCAUUUGGAGUGCAACAAGGACUGAAUAUGGUGACAUGUAAUUACAUUGCUAGAAGCUUUGGAAUUAAAAAGUGGCGACCAGUGAAGGAAUGUUUGGAGAAGUGUCCUGAUUUAGUUCUUGUAAAAGGUGAAGAUCUAAGUGAAUAUAAAAAGUUUUCUAAGAGGAUCGCCGAACUUUUGCACGAAGAAUUUGGAUCAACAGAAAGAAUGGGAUUGGAUGAACAUUACAUGGACAUAACAAAACUUGCUGAAGACAAACUUGCGCUUUUAACAGAUGAAGAGUUAACAAAUAUUCGUUUUGCUGGUCCUUUUUAUCCCAACGAAGAAGCUUUCAGUAAAUGUUCAUGUGGAUGUGAGAAUCGACUGAUGGUGGGAAGUCAAAUAGCCCAAAAUAUCAGAGACAAAAUUCUAAACGAACUCAAACUCACAUGUUCUGUUGGAAUAGCUCACAAUAAACUCUUGGCAAAGCUUGUUGGACAAAUGAACAAACCAAAUAACCAAACAGUUUUAGCACCAAUUGCAGCUGCUGAGUUUAUGGCUGAACUUAAAGAAGUUCGAAAUAUAUUCGGCGUUGGUGGCAAAACUGCUGAAAGGAUCGAGGAACUUGGAAUAAAAUCGAUUUCCGAUCUUCAAAAUUGUACUUUCGAGAAGUUGCGAAAUUAUUUCACUCAAGAAACUGCAGUGAGACUUAAAGAAGCUGCUUUAGGAAUCGACAAUUCAGUUGUGAGGCCUUCGGGAAAGCCGAAAACUGUUGGGUUGGAACAUUCUUGUCCGCCAAUUACAAUACGAAGUGAUGUUGAAAAAAUGUUUCAAGAUUUACUUCCACAGCUUGUCGAGCACAUUGAAAACGACGCAAGGAUUCCUGAAGGUCUCAAAGUCACAAUCAGACAAUAUAAUCGCGAAAAAAAGGCUAGUUUUAAAGAAACAAAGCAAUGUGUCCUUCUUCCAUCUUAUUUUAAACAUUUCGAUGAGAAAAUAAAACUUUCAGACCAUGCACAUGAUCUAAUCAUGAAGAGCGUCAUGUCGACAUUUGAUAAAAUAAUUGGCAAGGAGAAGUUUUAUAUUAAUUUAGUUGGAUUAUGUUUCAAUAAAUUUCGAGAACUUAAGCGAGGUACAAGUUCGAUUGAAAGUUUUUUAAAGAAGAGAAAAAGUGAAGGUGAAACAUCAGACGAUAAUGACCAAAGUCCACCAUCAAAGCGACAGAAAAUUGUCAACAGGAAUUCAAUUCCAGCAAAUGUAGAUCAAAGUGUUUGGCGUGAUCUUCCCAUAGAACUUCAACAAGAACUCAUGCGAAGUUGGCAAUCUUCUUCAACCAAUGAUAAUUCAUCUGAUAUGAUAAAAUCUUCAACUUUUGCUUCGGAAUCUUCUCAGGGUUUAAAAUUGAAAUCAAAUGGCAACUUAAAAAAUGUGAAUACUUUGUACAAUCAUUUCAACAAAAAAUAGAACAACUGAAAAUCUAAUAAACUUUCAUUUCUAAAUCG
Messenger RNA from Clunio marinus, 1593 nucleotides. The record is from the annotation of a GenBank genome assembly. Lineage: Eukaryota; Metazoa; Arthropoda; Insecta; Diptera; Chironomidae.